AUGCCCCGGGGUCUCGGAUUAGUAUCUCCGAUUAUGCCUUGUAACGGCUAUAUCUGGUUCAAGAACGAUAGGUUGGACACUAUGAGGCGCAGGACCCAGUACUCAGAGUUUGGCUAUUCCGGGGAAGAGGUAUUUGGGUCUAGCAGGCGAGGUAUUGUGUUUGGGGGGGCGGGGGGGUGCUGGGGGUCUAGGAUCGUGGAGGUGGGAGCAGGGGGGCGAAGUGAGCGGGGGUGUGGGGUGUGGGUGGUGGUUCGAGUGGCGGGUCGGGGUCCAGGUCUGUGGGGGUGGUUGCUAGGUGGCGUGUGGGGGGGGGUGGGAGAUACAUUUUGCCGAAAUGAUCGGUUGAGGGGGGAGGUUUGGGGGGGGGGUAGUGGUGUGCGAUUCCCGGGGGGGUCUGAUGGGGUGGGUGCGGGGUUGGGGGUGGACGGUGAGUGGGGGGGUGCGGCGAUACCUCCAGGUGGGGCUGCUGCAAGGUACUAUGGGGGGUACUGCUGGAGGCGGGCGCGUGGGCUGGACGAACGGGGGGGUAGCGUGGGGAUUUUGAGCGGGGCUAUUGAGCCGGUGGGGCAGGGGACUGAGGGAAGGGGUGGAGGGGGGAUUUGUAUAUAG
This is a messenger RNA of Dicrocoelium dendriticum, 609 nucleotides long. Lineage: Eukaryota; Metazoa; Platyhelminthes; Trematoda; Plagiorchiida; Dicrocoeliidae. The record is from the annotation of a GenBank genome assembly.